AUGGGGAGGUACGUGACACUCUACCAAGCUACAGAUAACCGUGGUACAUGCGGUUACUAUAAAUGCGAUGGUUCAACGGCCAUGGAUUUCUGUGAAGUUUUGGUUAUGGCAUGCACGCCGAAUGCCAAAUAUGGAGCUAACUGUGACAUGCACUGUAACCUACGUAAAUGUGCAUCUUCGUCUGCAUCCUGUGAUGUACGGACAGGAGACUGUGGUAAUGGUGAAUGUCGCCCAGGUUACCAGGGAGUCGACUGCACGCAAGCAUGUGAGAGUGGUGUAAAGUACGGCUCUAACUGUAUCAAGUCAUGUGCUGACCGACACUGUGCUCCUAGUGGCUCGUACAGAUCCUCGUGUCCUGCAGCUACUGGAAAAUGUGAUUGGGGAUGUGACCCAGGAUGGAAGGGAGACGACUGUACACAAGCAUGUGGGAGUGGUGUAAAGUACGGCUCUAACUGUAUCAAGUCAUGUGCUGACCGUCACUGUGCUCCUAGUGCCUCGCACAGAUCCACGUGUCCUGCAGCUACUGCAUGUGAGCGUGGUGUAACGUACGGCUCUGAUUGUAUCAAGUCGUGUGCUGCUCGUCACUGUGAUUCUAGAUACUCGUCGCAGUGUCCUGCAGCUACUGGGAAAUGUUCUCGGGGAUGUGACCCAGGAUGGAAGAGAGACGACUGUACACGAGAUACCCCGGAGUACGAUCUUUAG
Molecule: messenger RNA, 702 nt
Organism: Gigantopelta aegis
Lineage: Eukaryota; Metazoa; Mollusca; Gastropoda; Neomphalida; Peltospiridae
Product: multiple epidermal growth factor-like domains protein 6
Exons: 6
Coding region: 1-702 (233 amino acids)
Source: RefSeq, a predicted model, not a curated record